UUCAAAUGGGUUCUGGAGCGGCUGCGAGUCCGGCGAGGUGAAGCACAGUGGAGGAGGAACUGGGAAACAGAGCUGAGAGCAGGUCUGUGUUUUUCCGAUUCAUAUGAGCGCAGAGCCUCCAGCGUGAAGAAUGCGGACAGGACUGGGAACACUACUGCUUUUACACGUUUUCCUCAUGGAGACUUUCUAUUCUAAAGGGAGUGAGACAGCUUGUGAAACGGGACAGUUCCGGUGUAGUAACGGCAGGUGUAUUCCCACGCCGUGGCGAUGCGACGACGACGACGACUGCGCCGACAACAGCGACGAAGAACAUUGUCUGAAGACCACAUGCUCUGUAGCAGACUUUACCUGUACAAACGGACAAUGUGUGCCAGCUCGCUGGAAAUGCGACGGAGAACCCGAAUGUCUGGACGGAUCUGACGAGGCUGAAUCUACGUGCAGUCGGCAAACUUGUCCGGUCGAGAAGUUCGACUGUGGAGGCAACACAAACAAAUGUGUGUCUCUGUCCUGGCGCUGUGAUGGAGAGAUGGAUUGUGCAAACGGAGCAGAUGAGGAACACUGUGCUGCCGAUGAGAAGGUUUGUCCGCCGAAAGAGUUCCAGUGCCGGAACGGCUUGUGCGUGGCCCCCAGCUUUAUAUGCGAUGGUGACGAUGACUGCGGAGACAACAGCGAUGAAGAGAAGUGCACAUCAAGCACAGCCAGCACAUGCAGCCCUCGGGAAUUCCGCUGCAACAACUCCGAGUGUAUCCCGGCUCUGUGGAGCUGCGAUGGUGACCCUGACUGCAGAGAUAAAUCGGACGAGUUGCCGGAGCGCUGUCACAGCAGGAACGAGCCGAAGAAGCCAGGCUGCCCGACUGGAGAGUUCCAGUGUGGUAGCGGAGAGUGUGUCCAUCUCAACUGGAAAUGUGAUGGUGACCCAGACUGCAAGGACAAGUCCGAUGAGACAAACUGUCCUCUCCUUACCUGCAGGCCGGAUCAGUUUCAGUGUGGCGAUGGCUCCUGCAUUCACGGCAUUAAGCAGUGUAACCGUGUACAUGACUGUCCGGACUUCAGUGACGAAGCAGGCUGUAUUAACAAGACUACUAAAUGUGAAGGGCCACUGAAGUUCCUGUGUAAUGACGGGGAGUGUAUCGACAGCAGCAGGGUGUGUGACAACAUCAAGGACUGUAAGGACUGGUCAGAUGAACCCAUGAAGCAGUGUGGCCUCAAUGAAUGUGCCAAUAACAAUGGUGGCUGCUCUCACAUAUGCAGAGACCGACGGAUAGGCUACGAGUGUGAUUGUCCCUCAGGUUACAUGCUGCUGGAUCAGAGGACUUGUGGAGACAUAGACGAAUGUGAGAACCCAAACACCUGCAGUCAAAUUUGCAUCAACUACAAAGGUGACUACAAGUGUGAAUGCUACGAGGGCUAUGAUAUGGAUCCAGUGUCCAAGACGUGCAAGGCUGUGGGUAAAAGUCCAUACCUGAUGUUCACCAACCGACACGAGAUCCGACGGCUUGACCUGGUGAGGAGGGACUACACCCAAGUGGCGCCCACCCUGAAAAAUGCUGUGGCAUUAGACGUGGAUGUCACCACAAACAAGAUGUACUGGUGUGACCUUUUCCAUCGCAAGAUCUUUAGCGCAUAUAUCAACAAAGCCAGUAACUCAUCUGAGCAGAUCACUCUCAUCGAUUCAGCACUACAUUCCCCAGAAGGCAUAGCUGUCGAUUGGGUCCACAAUAACAUCUACUGGACUGAUUCUGGACACAAAACCGUCUCUGUUGCCACUACUGAUGGCAAAAAAAGAAAAGUGUUGGUUGACAGCGAGCUGAGUGAACCACGGGCGAUUGCGCUUGACCCCAGACAAGGGUUCAUGUACUGGUCAGACUGGGGGAUUCAGGCUAAAAUUGAAAAAGCUGGUCUGAACGGUGUGGACCGCCAGGUGCUGGUAUCGGAGCGAAUCGAAUGGCCUAAUGGGAUUACUUUAGAUUUGUCCAGCAGACGUCUGUACUGGGUAGACUCCAAACUGCACCUCAUCUCCAGCGUGGACCUGAACGGAGAUAACCGUAGGAUUCUGCUCUCAUCUACUGAACACCUGGGCCAUCCGUUCGCCCUCACAUUGUUUGAGGACCGAGUAUAUUGGUCAGAUCUGGAGGACGAGGCUAUCUACAGUGUGAACCGGCUAACAGGCCACGAUAUCUCCAUGCUGGCACAGCACCUGGACAGCCCACUAGAUGUGGUGGUGUUCCAUGAGCUCAGGCAGCCCAAAGCUCCAGACAGCUGUAAUAUGGGGAGUUUGCCCAACGGUGGUUGUGAGUACCUGUGUCUGAGAGCUCCACAGAUCACAGAGCACUCACCCAAAUAUACCUGCGCCUGUCCGGAUGACGCAGAGCUCGGCCCAGACAUGCGCCGCUGUGUCGCAGUACCAAAACCCAAGACUACAACAACUGCACCUUCUACACCUACGAAAACAGAACCUUCUACACCCUCCACACCUCCAUCGUCCACUUCAACUUCGACAGCUAGCACCAGUACAACAUCAUCUAGUCCAAGUCCAAGUGCGAUGACUGCUUCAAGCAUGAAUGCCCCUUCUACAACACACAGCACUACAGCUUUAUUGCCAAUAACCACACCACCUUCCAUCACUGUGUAUUCCACCACUCCAUCACCAUCCUCCACGACACGCAGCACUGAGAGCAGCAGCACACCACCAUCGCAACCUCCCAGCUUUGCACAGAACGCAACAGGGAGCAGUCAAACACCAAGAUCUACCACUGUCUCUCAAAAAGACGGACCAAGCAGUGGGGACAGCAACCUCUCACACCGUGCUUCAGGUGGUCACUUCCUCCUCGGGAACAACAUCACGGUGGCAGUCCUGGGUGUCGUCAUCCCUAUAGUUCCUAUCCUUGCCACAGUGGUCCUCACGCUGGCGUGCACCGGAGGCUACCUGGUCUGGCGCAACUGGAGGCGACGCAACACCAAGAGCAUGAACUUCGACAACCCGGUGUACCGCAAGACCACCGAGGAAGACGACGACGAGAUCCACAUUGGCCACAGCGAACAGAUCGGACACAUCUACCCAGCCCGCGUGGCACUCAGUGUGGAGGAUGACGGAUUACCCUGAGGUUGUUUUCUCCUCCCCUCCCUAACUCCAUCCCUGUGUCUAUCCAUCCACUUGUUUGGGUCCCUUGGUCUGGUGGGGAGACUGCAGUACUGCACAGCAAGGCCCAAAGAGAACAGGACACUCAAACAUACACACACACUCACUCUUUUUGGUGUUAGUGCUAUGUGACACACAGAUUUGUCCUUUAGAGGCUGUGCAGCUCCUUGCACAGAUUAGAGACUAACACUAACCUGUAUGUGUUCUAGCUCGAACUCUUUAUUACUGCAGCUCCAGCAGAAACACUAGCAAUCAUUCCCAUAUAACCAUCACUAAUUUUAUAGAACUCUGCUUCAUUAUGCGUACUGAGUCCUUUUAUUGCUGGUGUAAACCUGCAAAGUGUGUGAGCUGCGCGCACGUGUGUGUGUGUGUGUGUGUGUGCGUGUGUGUGUGUGUGUGUGUGUGUGUGUGUGUGUGGACAGGGAUACAUGGGUGACUUGGACUAAUCUGCUUUGUUAACACUGGACCAUUUAAAGAUGAACACAUUUUGUUGAGCUGGAAAGCAAACAACUUCUACACACACUGUACAUGUCUGAUGCACUGCAGAAUGUGAUGCCUUGUCCCCUAUAUAAGAAUAAGAAAGGAAUUACAGUAGGAAACUAGGCAUAAAUGCUCAUGCAAUGCAGUCUUUUAGCACCGUGUCAGCUGUAUUUAGACGUCUUCCUUACAUAAUGGAUUCAGAGUUUAAAGGAUAUUAGGAUUUUAGGAAAUUGUACACGUGUCUUCAUAACCACAACCACAGGGCUUCCACGACCCAAAGCCUGUCGCUCCUGAGCUCUUCCCUGUCUCGUGGUCACUGAGUUUUAUUCGGCUCAACACUUUAGCGCACGCUCUAAGAUCAGUUAGUGUUCCUUGUCACUGGAAUGGUUUCCUCAACGGCACGUUGGAAGAGGUUUUACAUGUAGGGAGUGCUGGAAUUUCAUUCAGAAUUCAAAUUGCGGUUGUAUAAAAAGGGUUAGAUAGCACUUAGUUCUGGUCCAUUCAUUUUUUUAGUGAAGUGAUGUACCAUGAGUGCAUAUAUAUCACUCCUCUCGUCUGAGUUCACCACAUAAAAUUCCUACUUCCUACUUCAAAACAGUUACUUCUAAAGUUAGUCACAUCAUCAGCUGACAUGGUAAAUGAUAUAUUGAUAUACAUGACAUAUUAUUAUGAAUGUAACUUUUGACUUGAAAAUGUAAAAAGCUCUUCAGAUGAAGACAGAAAUAACGUGAACUGGCUAGCGGCUAACCAACAGGCUAUAAAAUGAAGGUGGCUUCUUCUACUUCUACUUCUAUCUUUUUUUAGGCUUUUAUUUCUACUUAGAGGAGCAAAAAUACCCAGAACAUUUCCUUUGUUUUAGUGUUUGUACAACGUUCUCAGCACCAUCACUUAUACAUCCUUGUUGGUGUAGACGUCUUAUCUACCUUGUAGUAUAUUUCUAUACAGUACACUUCUUGUGUCUUUCAUUUGGAAAUAUGGGUUUAGUCAUUUAAGAUGGAUAAAUGGAGUGUAAAUUGUUUUUAGGCUGAAGUGUUAAAAGGACAGUCUGCGUACCAUUAAAAAGACAGGUCUAAAUACUACACCCUUGAAGAUCCCACCCCAGUGACAUGAAAAAGCUUUUUCGGAGAGUGUAGGAUUUUUACCUUUUGUUGGUUAGGACCUAUUUUUCCUGUUCCUUUUGUGAUUCAUAGCAGAAACAUUGACUUUGACAUUGAAAAACGUUGAAAAUUGACAUUGUUUACUCGGCAGUGCAGACCGGCGGUGGCCGAAGUAUUCGUAACAGAUUAGGUUUUAAAUUGUUGUCUAGUGACUAAACAUGUUCACAUGAGGUGAGAUCGUUUGUCCUGACCCGACUUUGUCCUGUUAUUCAUUCAUGCUGCGCUUGUCUUAGAUCUCUGACCAAUAAAAACACAUGAAAUCUGGUUCCACCAUUUAAACAAGGAUUCAGAUUUGAAACCAGAUACAAUUAAGGGCCUUUUUACACCUGGUCACUUCAUGUGUUUUCUCUGAUCCGAUAGCUAUCUGAUCUGUUAAAACUGUUCCAUUUAUAUUAGGCCACAUAAAUGCGUCUUGGCGAAUCGGAUAUCGAUCCAAUCUUUCUACUAUCGCCCAAAAUGCAAACAUAUUUUACCUCAUUUCCGGGGUAAUUGAAAUGGAACACGCUUUGGUGUAUGCGGUUGCUACAAAAAACAGCAUUUACUGCAUUUUUGCUGGCCGCAGCAGUGCGUUUUAAGACCCGACGAGACA
Tachysurus fulvidraco (yellow catfish) is the source of this 5365-nucleotide messenger RNA. It is a transcript of the gene lrp8, whose product is annotated as low density lipoprotein receptor-related protein 8, apolipoprotein e receptor. Gene Ontology annotation, molecular function: calcium ion binding; protein binding. Lineage: Eukaryota; Metazoa; Chordata; Actinopteri; Siluriformes; Bagridae. Bases 131 to 3103 code for a protein of 990 amino acids. The record is from RefSeq and is a predicted model, not a curated record. The transcript is spliced from 19 exons.